Pristis pectinata (smalltooth sawfish) is the source of this 1765-nucleotide messenger RNA. It is a transcript of the gene xtbd1, whose product is annotated as CDKN2A interacting protein N-terminal like. NCBI's taxonomy places the organism in Eukaryota, Metazoa, Chordata, Chondrichthyes, Rhinopristiformes, Pristidae. The record is from RefSeq and is a predicted model, not a curated record.
CGGGGCGCCGCUGUCACAUCACUGGCGCUGUCGGGUCAGAGGCGGCCGCCGCUGGCCGGGCAGAGCUGGCGCCUGCGUCAUCUGCUGCUGGCGGGUCGUUGCCAGGAGCCGGCGCGGUGCGUGCUGGGAGCCGGCGCAUGGUCGGUUGCCAGAAUGGCAGACGAGCUGGACGAUUUCCUCCGGCAAAACCGGGAGAUCGCGGACACGGUGGAGGGACUGCGGGUUCGUGGGGAGAGCGACAAGCACUGGAGGGCGCGCAGGGACUUCUUGGUCAGGAACUUGUCCGACUAUCAGCGGGAUCGCAUGGACUACUUAGUCGCGCUCUCUAUGGUCUGGUCCAACCACAUCUUCAUGGGCUGCCGUUAUAAUGAUGAACUCAUGGAGAAGGUGUUGGAAAUGGCAGAUGGAGUUGAAGUUGAAGAUGCACCACAGUUCACCACUAGAGAUGAGAUAAUGAAAGAGAGACAUUAAAAAUGUAUGCAGCGACAGGUUUUUUUGAAAGUUCGUGCCGAAAGUUUCCUGAGAGUAAAUGUGCAAGUUGGAACGAGUGAGGAUGGAGGCAGGGAAUGAAUUGGGGAAAGAAAAAAGAAAGGGAAUGCAAAGCAAAUGAGCUGAGGCUGUUGUCUUCAAUGUGAUAUGUAAUCAAAUUAAUUACAGAUAUCCAUAUCCAAUGGAAAAAAAUUAAUUGUAAAAAAAAAUGUUGUAGUUUCUCACAAAUUGUUGUAAAUGAGUGUUGACCACAAGAAAACUGGUUAGGAGAGACAGGGACAGUGAAAGAUAUAUACAGUCAAUAGUCUUAGUUUUAUUUUCAUAUUGGCAGAAAAGGCUUAUAUUUCUGAUGUAUGUUAAAUUGGUGACCAAUUUACUCUUUUUCACCCUGUAUUGAAAUCAAUAACUGAUGUGAUGCUACUUUAUUCAGGAGGGUAAACAAGUGCUUUUUUUUAAACUGCCUGGAGCAGAUUAUUUUUCAGUGCUGGGGCAGGGAUGGAUAUAGGGAAGGGAGGGUAGAAGAAGUGCUUUAAGAGUUUUCUUUAACUUAGUAGACGCUGAUUUUUUUUUUGUUUAAUUAUUUAGAGUCCAAAGUUUUUGUUUCCUCAGUGUCCCAUAUUUCUACUUGUGGGUAAUGUUGUCUCCUUAGCAUAAAGAGCAAACACAUUUCAUCUCUUUUCAAAGCUUCACUGGAUUUGCAUUCCUUCAUGCUGUUUGGGUUAAUGUGCUUAGUGGGAUACAUAUUGUUGCAUUUGGUGGGGUAGUUGAAAUUUAACAGUUAAAACAGUAGUUUAAAGAAAGAACUAAUUGGGUUCCUCCUAUACACUCAAUGCUUGAUGCUCCCAUAUUGCCUGAAUAGUGCAUUUCCAGUUUAAGGUUUUGAAAAGAUAAUGUCCAAAAUUAUGAAUCUUAGGGCCUAGUUUAGAGUUAAAUCCCAUUGUAAAUUAUAUUGGGUUUAUUACAUGGUACUGGCCCUGUUGUAUUUGUCGAAUACAAGAGAAGUUAAUGGUGACCUCUGAUUCUGAUUGGUGCGCAAAUGGGGGAUACAGCUGACUGGAUUUUGACUCUUUUAAGCAAUGAUGUUGGGAGUACUCGUGUGGUAUGCUUCACCCACACACAAUUUUGAUCUUGUAUGGCCAUACAACACCUUUUAAUUUGGGUAACAUUAAUUUUGACUGGUUGUUUUUGCAGUUGUUUUUACUGUUGGACAUUUGCCUGGACAAGAUCUUAACAUUUAUACUACUGUAAAAAGCAAUAAAUGGACAUCUUGAACAAA